This is a messenger RNA of Mytilus californianus (California mussel), 9176 nucleotides long. RefSeq names its product ADAM 17-like protease. The transcript is spliced from 23 exons. Gene Ontology annotation, biological process: membrane protein ectodomain proteolysis; Notch signaling pathway. Gene Ontology annotation, cellular component: plasma membrane. NCBI's taxonomy places the organism in Eukaryota, Metazoa, Mollusca, Bivalvia, Mytilida, Mytilidae. Gene Ontology annotation, molecular function: metalloendopeptidase activity. Bases 81 to 2312 code for a protein of 743 amino acids. The record is from RefSeq and is a predicted model, not a curated record.
UCUAAGCGCGAAUUUCCGUUCAAUUUCCGCAAAUAAACAAGAGUUUGAUCGAAGACAACAAUUAUGACAGGCUGUGAAACAUGAGAAUAUUGAUAUUUUUAUGGAUAGCUUUUAUCUGUACAACUCUAUCUGCAGGAAAUGUAUCGCUUAAGCUAAAAUAUUUUGAGACUUUGAAGUCAUCAGACAUUCGAUCAAGAGUCAGAAGAAGUCCAGAUCCAAAUCCAGCUUCACGUUUACAUGAAUUCUGGUUUUCAUCAUUUGGAAGAAAUUUUCAUUUAAUGUUAAAGCAAUCAUCUGUAGUGACAAGAAAAACUAAAGUGACAGUGAUAACUCCAAGUGGGAGCAAAGUUGAAAACCAGUUAAAUUUACAAGACUUUUUUACUGGAACAAUAGCAGGUGAAGAUGGUGCCCAUGUGGAGGCUCAUUGGGAAGACAAUCUACUCUCAACCUCUAUCACUACAGCAGACGACAUCUAUGUCAUUGAGCCAUCAUGGAGAGUGCUAGGAGAAUCAACAAAUCACAGUUUAAUAGCAUACAGAAAAUCUGAUGUGAAAUUGGAGGAACUUCAUCCUGGAGGAGAAAAGGUAAAGUUUUGUGCACAAGAUGAUAAAUAUGAUAAAAGUCAUAACAGAGCUAGUGAAUAUUUCCUGCAGAUGGCAGCACUUAAUACUCAGACACAAACAAGUCAAAGUAGAGUUAAAAGAGAAAACAUUAAAUCAUUUGGUAUUAAGAGAGUUUGCAAACUGUUUUUAGUUGCGGACUUUGAAUUCCAUAAAAAUGUUGGUGACGGAAGAGCUCAUACGACAGCAAAUUAUAUUAUAGGCACUUUGAACAAAGUAAAUGAAAUAUUUAGAAGAACAAAAUGGCCAGAUGAUAGUUCAGAUCUUAUUGGUCUGGGAUUUGAAAUUGCUGAGCUUCAGAUUCAUCAGAACUAUUCAGCACAAAAAGGUCAUUAUAAUUAUGGUCCCAUGAAAAAUUGGACUGCAAACACAUUAUUACAGGCAUUUAGUCGUGACGAGCAGUUCCGAGGAUUCUGCUUAGCUCAUUUAUUUACAUUUCAUAAAUUUGAACGGGGAGUUUUAGGACUCGCUUACAUCUCAUCACACAAAGAAAAGGAUCCAGGUGGCUUAUGCUCCUGGGAUUUUUUCCAUCAGGGGCAUAACUCCAUGUUGAACACUGGCCUUAGUACCAGUAAAAACAGUAAAGGUCACCGCAUUCUAUCACUAGAAGCUGCACUAGUUACUUCUCAUGAAUUAGGUCAUAACUGGGGUAGUGAACAUGACCCAGACACAUCAGACUGUGCCCCACCCUCUGAGAGAGGAGGGCAUUACCUCAUGUAUCCAUAUGCAGUUACUGGGUAUGACCAAAAUAACAAGUUUUUCAGUCAAUGCAGUAAGCAGUACAUAUUUAAAGUUUUAGAAUCAAAAGGACCUAGAUGUUUUACAGAAAGUUCUGAUGUCACAUUCUGUGGGAAUGGUAAACUAGAGGAAGACGAAGAAUGUGAUGCUGGUUACUAUGGUGAUAAUUGUUGUGAUAGAGAUUGUAAACUCAAACCAGGUGCAAUAUGUAGUGGAUGGAAUUAUGAAUGUUGUGUGCGUUCUACAUGUAAAAUAGCAGAUAAAAAUACUUCUUGUGGCGUUGAAAAUACUCUAGACUGUAAAGGGGACGCUGUGUGCAAUGGAUCUAGUCUUAAUUGUCCUGAACCUAGGAUUAAAAACAAUGGCCGACCAUGUAUAGAUGGAGGUAUAUGUAAGGACGGUGUUUGUCUGAACUUCUGUGAAAUUAAAGGCAAAGAACCUUGUAUAUGUGCUCCAGAAACUGGGUAUGCAUGUUUUAAAUGUUGUAAAUACAAUACUACCAACUCAACUUGUCAAGUAGAUGAGAGAAUUGUAGAGUUAACAGACGGCAGACCUUGUUACCAUGGUUACUGUGAAAGUGGUCAUUGUAAGAAGCAAGUGUCAGACAUGGUUCAGCGAUUAUUCAGUAUUAUAGAAAAUAUUACAGCUGAUGAAUUUGUGGCGUUUAUGAAGAGUAACAUUGUAGGAACAAUCAUCAUAUUUUCAUUAGUUCUUUGGAUUCCGGCCAGUUGUACAUUCAGUUAUUUUGAUAGAAAAAAUGACAGAAAAUUAAAAAGAAUGAGAAGUAGGAUGAAUAAUGUGUUCAUAUUAGAUGAAGACAAAAACAAAAUAAGGCAUGCUGGGAACUUUAAACUCAAACCUGCUGGUAGCAUUAUACGACAACAUGGAAUCCGCCCAUUGCCAACAAUACAAAGCUAUGAUUACAUGGAUACAGAAAGAGAAUCAAAAGUCUAAUGGAACAUUUACAGAACAAAUAUAUAUUGUAUGGAUAAGACGGACCAAAAAAUAAUUUCAAUGUAUCAGUCUUUAGUUCUGUAUGUUUUUUUUUUUUUUACAUUUUUGAAGAAAAAAAUAUUUUGAAAAUUAUCAGCAACCAACAUGUACUAACAAAAUUUUUAUUGGCUGUGUUAUUUAAAUAUAAAUCAUUUUAGUUCUUUUAUUUGUAUUGAUUUAUACAGUCUGAUAAGAGAGAUCUCAUUUCCAUGUAUCUGUCUUUGGUUCCAUAUGUUUUUAAAAAUUUUCAUAUAAACUUUUGAAAAAAAAAUAUUGUUAAAACUAUUUACAACCAACUGUAUGUACUAAAAAAAAAUUUAUUGCCUCUAAAAAGCAGCUGUUUUACUGAAAUAUGAAUACUUUUAGUUCCGUUAUUUCUAUACUAUAAAUUUAUAAAAGUAUUUUAAAAUGCUUGCUUUUUUAAAAAUGAGCCGUCUACAUCCUUAUUUACAGGAUAUAACUUCAUUAAUUGUUCAUUUUAAUAUCUCAGAAAACAUCAAAAUGUAAAAUACACAUGGUCAUAGAUGCAUUUUGUCUUCCAAGAAAAUUGUUUUUAAAGUAAACAGGGUUACAGUGACGACAGGUCAAAGGUCAUCAGCACAACAUUUGUUUUAUAUGAAUGACAAAAACAUUUUGCAAUAUAAUCUUAGUAUUAUUUUGUUAACAAGUUGGACAAAGCGGUAGGAUAAUGAGUGUCUUUCAAUAAGUGUUUAAUCAUAAUUCUCAUUCUGUAUUUAAUAUUUUUUUGCCCUAUUUUUUAUUGGAGGAUAUAUCUAUCUUACAUAUAGUUUACAUUCCAUUUUAUUUCGGUUAUUUACAGUUUGCUCAUGGUGUAGACUGGAUUUCCAAGGCUUUUAGUCUAGUUUGCUCAUGGUGUAAACGUGAUUUCCAAGUCUUUUAAUCUAAAGAGUUUAAUUAUAAAUUUGUAACAGAUAAGGAAAAUAUUAAAGGGAGACUACUUAACCCCUUAAGGUAAGGAACAACUAGACUGGGCCUGUUCAGGAAGAACAUAAUAAAAGUAGAACAUAUCUAAGCAAAAUAGAUACUACACAUAGCGGUAACUUUCAAAAUAUGUUAAAUAUUUGGAUAAUGUUUGUAUGUGACCUGGGAUCACUGUUGAAUGAUUAUUUUGAAAGAUAAAUAAUGCAUGAAAUUGAAAUUAACCGGCAUACUUUUCCUGUUUCUUAGAACAGAUGUACCUAUUUGUGUCCUUCUUUCUUUCUGGAGACCAGUACACUUUUAUUAAAGUUAUGAUGAUUUUUUUAGUACAAGCUAGGCAAAGGUAUUAUUCUGAGAUGAAAUGACUGUCACUUCUAUAUAUAAACUUAAGAAAAAAUGGCUUAGAAUGCUGGAAAUUGUAGCAUUUAACAUGGACAGAAAUGAGGCCAUCAAAAUUUAUGGUUUUAGCCUUUUGGAAUUUUGAGUCCCCAAUGCUCUUCAACUUCGAACUUCAAAUGGCCUUUUAAAGUUUUUUGAUUCGAGCGUCACUGAUGAGUUUUUUUGUAUACAAAACGUGUGUCUGGCAUACAAAAUUUUAAUCCUAAUAUCUAUGGAGAGUUUAGUUUAUUUAUACCCUAAGAUAUAUUAGAAAUUAAGCGAAUAUUAAUUUUCACAUUUGAAUGCUCGUCAAUUUUGACAUAAUUAAAGGUUGUAAAAGGUUGCUGCUUAGUAUUAUAUAAAGGAAUUUAUAUUUUUACUUAAGGAUGUACUUAGGUGAGGUUUAAGAAUUUUUGUUAAAUGUUCGGACUCCUUGGUUUUUUUCCUACGAUACAGGGUAAUAUAUUUUGCCCCAUAACACCCAUUUUUCUAUUCAUAUAAGACUUCAAUAGCUCAUAAAAGAUCAAUUACCAAAAUUUAAGCAGAUUCUAUAUUUCCUUUAUUUCGAUUUGAGACACAAAUAAUACCAAUGCAAAUACAAGGUAAAAGUCCGAGUCAGCCUUUUCCUGCUUUUUUUUUUUUGAUUAGAUAUCAUGAAAUGGAGCUCCAUAACCUAUCAACAUUUAUAGCAUAUUUUGUUCCUUUACUAACGCUCUUCUGACUUAUAGUAUCAAUUUUAAAUUCUAGAUUUUUUUAAUUUCACCUAACUACAUCCUUAAAUGGAUAUAGAUUUUGUUGGAUUUAAAAGAUCUUUGGUGAAAACCAUUGUUUAGGAGAUAAAUAUUUGCUGACAUCUGUUGUUGAGUUGAUUGUUGGUGAUUGAGUGUAGUGGCUAUGCAUUUGCUCAACCAACAUCAAAUUUUAAAUUGAUGCAUUUAAUUAAAAAAAGGUAUAUUGUACUUUUUUUUAAAAUGCAAAAAAAUGUAAAAACAGUUGAGAAAAUGUAUCAUAACUAGAAAGAGAUUCUUAUACGACAGCAAAUGUAAACAUCUAUUACAUUAUUGAUGUAUUGAAGUUUUCAACAUUGUCCAAUCAGAAUUAACAUUGCAAAAAUAUAUUAGAAUGAACAUUAUGUGGUCAUUAUAAUAUCAUGCAUAAAUAUUACAUAUUUUUAACAAUGAUUUUAAAAGGUUGCUACAUGUCCAUUCAUGUUUUAUACAUAAAAACGUUUAACAAUUUUGCUUUUAGAAGCAUUAGUAUUAAUUAUGAAUAUAACUAUGUGUUCAAUGUGUGUGUAACUUAUACUUAAUUGUGUAUACGUAAUUAUGUGUAUUGUUUAUUCAUUUUAACUGGACUCAUUAUUUAUAACAGGAAAAAUGGAGGACUUUAUCUCCUAAUGUCUAUUUGUAUGUCAAUGAAAGAGUAAAGUCAGGUAUUUCAAAUAUUUUCUUUUUCAACAAAUUAAUCCAGCAGAAAUAUUGUUUAUUUUUCAUCAAAGUUUAUUAAGCAGGAAAAAUUACCAUUUCUGAUCAAAAUUUUCCAGCUAGAAAAAUGAUAUUUUUGUUAAAAGUUAACCAGUAGGAAAAUUAAAUAUUUUUCAUCAGAACUUAUAUGCCAGUACCAAGCAGAAAAAUUUAUAAUUUUUCAUCAGUUUAUACAUCCAGCAGGAAAAUUAGCCAUGCUUCAUCAAUGAUUUUAUAUUUAGCAGGAGAAUUUAUCAUUUUAUCACUUUGCAAUAUUUCUUUUGAAGUGUUUCCAUCCUAAGGAAUAAUUGAGAAAUAUGAAAAAAAAAGAAAAGCAAAGACAAUGUCUUUCAUUUAGCUAUUCAACAGGUCUGUCAAAGUGCUGGUUCUGGUGAACUAUUUUCCAGGAGGACAGAUUUGAUGUCUUCUUGCAAUCCAAUCUCAUUAAAUAUUCAGAUCCUGUCUCCACAUUUUGCUAACAAGGAUCUGACUUCACUGUUCUGUCUGUUCUGGUAAUUAUUACAUCAGCCAAUGAAAUUCUGGCCUUCAAUUUUUUAAAUUGUGUAUUAUAACGAUAAAACCAGAGGAUCUCGAAAGGUCUUUAAAACAGAAAGUAGAACAGAGCGAUGUCAGAUCUUUCUUAGCAAAGCGCGGUCACAUGAUCUGUAGUUUAACCAGAUUGGUUGCAAUCAUUACUAGAGAGGAGCCUUCUUGGAAGUUUUAUACUCACAUUUACAUGGUACAAUCAUUUUUAUAUGACAAUGAAGGACGUUUACUAAUUUUAUUUAUAACUUCUCUAUGUUUUUUCCCUAGGAAAUGAAUUUAAAAACAUUUUUUCCCGGCAACCUCUGUAUUUCUCAAAAUAUUUUAAAAACCAUGCAUCUUUAUAAUAUAUCUGUCAAACAGUUUUUAUUGCAAAGAAAAUAAAACAAUUCCCCAGAAACUGUUGGUGUUCAAUGAAGUUCUCUUUGCAAAAAUUUAAAUAGCCAGGUAAAGACCAACCGUUUCUUGGGAAAGGUUUCAUUACCUAUGCAAUAAUUGCUGUUACAUUUUUAUACAGUUUAAAAUUCCUUUUUGCCAAUCCCCAUAUAUUUGAAGUGUAAAAAUCUUGAGAUAUUUAAUUCUCUCCAAAAAAUUUAGUUCUAAAAUACAUUUUUAAACAAGCAUUUUAGCAAAUUUUGGUUAGACAACUCUUUUAUCAGGAUAUAGUUUUUUAUAUAUUUGUUUACAGAGUUUUUAUGAAAUGAUAUAUUGAAUACUGAUUAUAUACUGUGUAAAAAAAGUUUAGCAACAUCUAUUUUAAUUAAAAAAUGAAAAUAAAAAUUUCAAAAGUUUUAAUGAUGCAUUUUUUUUUGUCAAGUAAUAAUUGAACAUUAUGGUUCAUUUUCUUUGUUGCAAUAACUUAUUUAUGGUUAUGUUUAGAGGUUAAGUUUAUUUUUGAAAUAUAAAACUAAAACUAUUUGUUGCUAAAAUUUUUGUACUAAUUAUAUAAAAAAUGUGCCUUAUUAUUGUUAUUGUAAUAAUUUGUAGUUAAGUCUACUAACUGACCUUUUGAUAAAAUGCAACAAGUCUACUAACUGACCUUUUGAUAAAAUGCAACAGGACAUUUUUAAUUUUGAAAAAUUAAGUGUUUCUUAAGAAACCAUAUUCAAAAUACUUUUAUUUAUCAAAUUUUUUUUAGUAAAAAUAUAAGAUUUGAAAUUUUUCAUGAGGUUUAUUAAAAAAAAAUUGACCAUUUGAUGUUUAUUAUUGUCUCUGUAAAAUGAGGCGACUAGAAGGGGUAUUUAUUAGAAACUAAAUCAUUCGAUAAUAAAGUCAAAGCAUAGGCAUGUUAGGUAUGAAGGAUUUUUAUUUAGAAGAAAUACAAUACAUGUCGUGUUAAUGUCUAAAUGUUUUAUUCUUAUUGCAUUAUUUUAAAAAUAAAAUAUGGUUAUUAUAUUACCUUUUAUUUGUGAGGUACAGAUAAGAAUUUUACAACAAUUUUGUGCCUUACUAUUUGAAGUGCCUUUUUAUUUUGUAUAAAACUGAUACUACUUCUUGUUGACAAACUUUUAUUGUCACUUUAUGGCAGACUACUGAAGGGUGAAAAGAAAAAUUGUGUACAAGAUUUUUGAAAAAUGUAUAUUUUUACUACCUUUUGAUGCUAAGGACUGUUCCAAAAUUUAUUGGGGGGAUGAGUGGGAGGCACUCAAAUUAAAUACAAAAUGGGUAGUCUCAUUCUCCUUAGAAUUUUAUAAGAAUUAUAAGUAAAUUGUAAAUUUCGAUUUUAGGGGUUAUCAGGGUCUUAAAAAAGUGCCUUCCAUGCGUUUAAUUCUGGAACAGCCCUAACUUGAAAAGUAAACCAAUAUGUUAUAGAGCUCCUGAAUUUGUGUGCCUUACUAUUUAAAGUGCCUUUAAUUUUGUGUAAUAAUGUUACUUGCAGACGAACAAAUUUUUAUAUUUACUGUCUCCUUUAUUGUAAAUCAGCAGGAUGUAAAUAAAGAUGGCUUCCCAGUAUGAGAUUCAAGAUUUUCGAAAAGAGUAUUUUCCCUUUGCUAUGAACUUGAAUAGUGAACAAAAAUACAAAUGAGUCCCUGAUUUUUUUCCCAUAUAGAAAUGUUUAAGCUACUGGGAUUAAAAUAAAAAUAUUUUGUACGUUUAUUUAAGUUUGCAUUUUUUACCUCCAUUAUGCAAAUUAGUGAUUUUGUCUUCAUAUAUUUCCAACUUUAAUACAUUCAUUAAAUGAUUUAAUUGAAUUAUUGAAAAAUUGGAUAGAACCUUUUUGUGAUCAACAGAGAGUAUCUACUGCAAUAUAUUUAAUACUCUGUAAAAAAAUGUUUUGGAGGGGUAUAUAUAGGAAUCACCUUGUCUAUACCUUGUCUAUGUGUCUGGCUCUCUGUCCAUGUGACUUCUAAGUGCAACCAACCCCUGCUAAACUUCUUGAAAGGACAAAAGCAAAAUAUAUGGAACAAUUUCAAAGAAAAUCUUGGUUUCCACAGUUCUACACAGACGGAUAUCAGUAAAUAUGUUGUAAGUCUCUUGUAAGGGCAACUAUUCCUAAAUUGCUAGACAGGUAUUGAUAAAACCAUACACAGCUGUAGAACACUACCUGAGAUAUGCAGAAAGGAAUUUAAUAUUGGCCUUACAUGUUAUAAGGAGAGAUAAUCAAAUUUGCAAUCUUUUUGUGAGCUCACUUCACUCCAUAGUUUUAAAAUCUUCAAUACUUUUACUUAUAAUCCUGGACUUUUUUCAUUAAAUUUUUUAAAACAAACUACCGUAAUUGGUUAAGACUUACUUAUAUUGGUAAAAUGAACAAUUUAACAAAAUAUCAAAACUUAAAUAGAUUUUUAAAAUUUGACUGUCCACAGCAACAGCAGACAAGACAUACAGUUCUACAGAACUCGUGACAUUAUUUUAAAUCUCAUUGCUAACUCAAGAUAUCAAGUAAAAUUAAGAUUUGAUCUGCUGAACCUCAGAUUUUUUUUUAAAUUCCACAUUUUUGGUUUUGUUCCUGCAGGAUGUUUUGCAGGUAAAAGUUUUGAAUUGCAAUUUUUUACUUGCAGAAUUUCACCAAAAAUCAAUGAAAUAUUGAUUAUUGGUGAAGGAAGCCUAGUUAUGAAUGUGAGAGUCUUUAAACUUCAAAGUAUUCCUUUUUUUUUUAUAAAUUUCUCCUCUAUUUACAAAAAACAAGGAGAAGUGUUUUUUUUCAAUAUUCUUUUAACUUUCCAAUUAUUCCAAUUUGUAUAACUUUUUCAUAACAUUCUUAUGUUGAAAAAGGGACCAGUUUUGUAUACUUUCAAUUUUCAUUUAUUAUCAGACUAUUUUCAGUUUCAUUUUAUGCCAAACUGACAAGCAUUAUGUAUUCUUUACAAUAAAAUUUCAUUAAAUGCUUUAACAAAUUCAUUAUUACAUAUCAGAGUUUAUAUUAUCGUUAGACAUUUAUUGUUCUAUAUUUAGAUGUGUUUGUUCUAUAUUUAGAAAUUCUUUAUUAACUGUUUUAGGAUGAUCUUUUUAUUUCUAUAUAAAACCAUCAAAUUUUAUCAUGAAUAAAAUUUUAAUAAAGUUA